UUGGUAAAUGGUGUGUUUCCCAUUCUUGCGUCGCCGAGGCGUGCCUGCUGCGCUGGAGGCCGUGGACGGGGCGCGUGAAGGCGUGUAGGCGGGUAUAAAGGAUCAACUAUGUGCAUCCGUGUUCAGACCUGAAGCAGCGCUUUCCCUCUACAGCAGCAACUCGUCGUGGCCUCGAUGGCCUUCUCCACCGACACUCUGGCACAGGGAGCCUUUGGGAAGGUGUACAAGCAGAAGUACAACGACACCUGGGCUGCAAUAAAGAAGGUUCCCCAACACCUCAUCAACGGGAAGGACCUGGAGAGAGAGUGUGAGGUGUACAAAAAAGCAAAACAUCCCAACAUAGUGAAGCUUCUGGGCAAGGUAGAUCUCAAAGACGGGAAAUGGAUCAUUCCUCUGGAGUUUAUCUUCGGGGAGGACUUAGAGACCACCAUCUUCAAAGCAUCAAGAUCUAAAAUACAGCUGUCUCCAUCUAUCAGAGGAACCAUCAUCCUCGGCAUGUGUGAAGGGCUGCUUCACCUCCACUCCAGAGAUAUUGUCCAUCAAGACCUCAAGCCUGACAACAUCAUGGUGGAGCACGGUACAAACAGAGCCGUCAUCAUUGACCUUGGACUGGCAAAGUUCUUCAAAUUUGGCCUCAACUCUGCCAUGGACAUGGGGAACCCGGCCUACUCGGCCCCCGAGGUGCUGCGGAGGGCCACCCAGAGGGACCAGCGCUCAGACGUGUGGGCCAUGGGGAAGAUCAUCGCGGAGCUCUGCGCCCGCAUCCGACUUCACACGCCCAGCGUCUGCCCCGCCAAGAUCAAGGAGGUCAUGGGGGAUCAGCCGUACUGCAAUGCCGUGUGUAGGAUGGUGGACCCCAACCCGUCUCUGAGGGCUUCCGUUGGCGGGGUCAUGCACGAGAUUCGAAAGGCUGCAGGCGCAACCGCGGCCACGAAUACGGAGGUUCAGAAGGACCACCUCAAGCCACCUCAAGUUGAUGUCAAAAUCCCGUCCCCGGCGGACCAAGGUGCACCUCAAGUGAAAAGAGAUCUAUCGCCAAUGAACAGAGGAGCGCUACCAUUCAACAGAGACCCAUCACCUAUGAACAGAGGUCUGCCACCAUUCAACAGAGACCCAUCACCUAUGAACAGAGGUCUGCCACCAUUCAACAGAGACCCAUCACCUAUGAACAGAGGUCUGCCACAAUUUAACAGAGACCCAACACCACACAAGUAUCCACCACUUCCAAAAUGGGAACCCACCCCCAAACCACAGUUUAAGGCUCUGCGGCCUGAAGGCGCCAUGCACCUCCCUCCUUUCCCACAGAGGGGCGGGGACAAGAACCAACAAACGGCUUUGGUCCCGGCCGGCGAAUCCGAGCUGACCCGAGACUUCCAGAGGAGGAUUCUGUACCAAGAGGCCGCCAUGGAUCUGCCCUGCAACCUGCCGAACACGGGCCGGGUGGUGAUGCGGUGCUUUGAGGAGAAGGACGGGGAGUUUGAAAGGUGGGAGCAGAAGGAGGUGGUGACUCGCGACGGGAAGAUAGUGAAGUUCAACGACGUCAAGUUUAAUAACAAGUAGAUGCUCAGAAAGGAGGAUUGGUUUAAUAGUUAGUUUAGGGUCAACUAACAUCUGGAAUCUUCUUAAAAGAACAUGUGAAAUUCAAAAGAGCAAACUGAUAUUAAGUUACAGUGCGCAUCUUGGAAAUCUUUCGGGCAUUGUGUUCAUCCAUGUUAGGAAUUUGAUUGAUGGCUUGUUUACUUCAUCAUUUCUUAGCAUCUGAAUGCACGGGACUGUGAACUUUGCUCUAAUGUGACAUGUGCAUGUUUUUUUUUAAAAAUAUAUUCUGAAGUAUAAUUUUGUUUCUUCAGAAUGCUUUGUGCUUGUAAUUAUUGUCAUUACGUCAGCUGUCCACAGUGUCGAGGGCCAUGUUGAUGCUGGGAAGGGAUUAGGGGUCUUAUUUGGUCACCUCGUUGAAGGGCCUGGAAUCCACACAAAAAGAAUCAUUCUGCUUUUUGGGAACCAUGACGACCAGGGAGGCCCAGGAGCUGGUGGAAGGCUCAAUGAUCCCAGCUCGCUGCAUCUCUUGCAGGGUUGUAUCCACUGCGGCCUGCCUGGUCUUACUCUCGUCUCAUGUUUUUAUGUCAUGCUGAAUGAAAUAUGUGGGACCCAAAUCUCUCAUGGUGACAACACUGCGUAAGAACUUUCAGAACAGGGUUGAUUUUUAAUUAAGUCAUCCUAUCAUAUUUUUCACUUCUGCGAUUGGACGUAAUCAGGACCAGAGAUUUAUGGCUGUGGUCAUGUCUAAUUAUAGGCUCCAUUUACCUCAGAAGUCAAAUCAAAUCAAAACUUGUAAUGAAGUCACACACACGCAUACAAUAAAUGUAUUAAUAGUUAAUAGUGUGUGAAAAUACAAUCAAUACAAACAAUGUCUCAAAAUUCUUGUUGGACUUGUUAUUGAGCGAACUUAUUGGGUUGAAUAAAAAAAAUCUCUUGUGACAAGUGUGGUGGAGGUUUUUGCCUCAUUAAAUAAGUCAAAUAUGUCUUUUUCCGUUUAUUUCCUUGCAAGGGAAGGUCACAGCAGCUACGUGUUCAGUAGACUGGCAAGAACCUUCCCCCUUCAUCAGGGCCAGGCCCAUCUUAUACCUCAGUUCAGUUACAGGUGGCAUCAACAGACAACUUGCUUAGA
Messenger RNA from Pungitius pungitius (ninespine stickleback), 2668 nucleotides. RefSeq lists its product as uncharacterized. Lineage: Eukaryota; Metazoa; Chordata; Actinopteri; Perciformes; Gasterosteidae. The transcript is spliced from 5 exons. Gene Ontology annotation, cellular component: cytoplasm. The record is from RefSeq and is a predicted model, not a curated record. Bases 175 to 1560 code for a protein of 461 amino acids. Gene Ontology annotation, biological process: regulation of autophagy; peptidyl-serine phosphorylation. Gene Ontology annotation, molecular function: protein serine/threonine kinase activity; ATP binding.